Ceratina calcarata is the source of this 2390-nucleotide messenger RNA. RefSeq names its product TBC1 domain family member 13. The coding region runs from base 142 to 1338 and encodes 398 amino acids. The record is from RefSeq and is a predicted model, not a curated record. Gene Ontology annotation, biological process: activation of GTPase activity; intracellular protein transport. Lineage: Eukaryota; Metazoa; Arthropoda; Insecta; Hymenoptera; Apidae. Gene Ontology annotation, molecular function: GTPase activator activity. The transcript has 11 exons.
CGCGGUUCGCUGACAAUAAUGUGAGAAACGGGUAUCGCACGCUGUACGCCCACACGCCUAUCGAGUGCCGAUAAGAGACUCAACGGAUUUCUCAUCUUCAUCUCUACGUUCAGUACCGCAUGUGCCGCGCACACAGCCACGAUGAGUAUUCUGAGAAAGAGGUUGAACGAUUUCGAUGACACUCUGAACGCCGAAGAAAUAGAUCUUGGCUGUCUGAAACGACUGUGCUUCCACGGAAUACCAGAUGAGGGAGGUUUAAGACCGUUUUGCUGGAAACUCUUAUUAAAUUAUUUACCUCCGACCAGGAGCAGCUGGUCCGAAACACUUACACGCAAGAGAACACUUUACAAGACUUUCAUUGAGGAUCUCAUAGUCACGCCAGGUGAAGCGAACAGUGAUGGGGAAAGAACAGACGUUACUCUUCACGAUCACCCUUUAAAUUUAAAUCCCGAUAGCAAGUGGCAAACUUAUUUUAAGGAUAACGAAGUCCUUUUACAAAUAGAUAAAGACGUUAGGAGGCUGUGUCCAGAUAUAUCGUUCUUCCAACAAGGUACAGAUUAUCCUUGUCAAGAGAUUGUAAAUGCCAGCGGACAGAAGCGUUUGCAUCACAGAGUACAGCACACGGUUUUGAGAAGCGCGAACGUAGAGAGAAAAGGACUUGGUGUUACGAAGCAGCAGAUAGCAGUCUCCAUUAGGAAGGCUUCGGAGGACUACGCGCCGCUCACGGAGGGUGGCGAGGCACAUUGGGAAGUUUUGGAAAGAAUACUUUUCCUUUAUGCAAAGUUAAAUCCAGGCCAAGGAUACGUGCAGGGCAUGAACGAAAUCGUUGGGCCCAUCUAUCAUGCGUUCGCUUGCGAUCCCGAUCCAAACUGGAGAGAACACGCGGAGGCAGACACCUUUUUCUGCUUUACCAACCUCAUGAGCGAAAUUCGAGAUUUUUUUAUAAAAUCGCUGGACGAAGCUGAAUUCGGAAUAAACUCGAUGAUGACCAAGCUCACAAAUCAAGUUAAAGCUAACGAUCCGGAAAUCUGGAUGCGUUUGAACCAACAGGAACUUUGCCCGCAGUAUUAUAGUUUCAGAUGGUUAACGCUUUUGCUCUCGCAAGAGUUCCCGUUGCCCGAUGUAAUGAGGAUCUGGGACUCUCUGUUUGCCGAUGAAAACAGAUUCAGCUUCUUGAUACACAUCUGCUGUGCCAUGAUUUUACUCCUGAGGGACCAAUUACUCGCUGGUGACUUUGCUACCAACGUUAAACUUUUACAAAAUUUUCCAUCAAUGGAUAUUCAAAUAGUGCUCUCGAAAGCAGCUGCGUUAGCAGGUAAGAGUCUGAAUUCGCCAUAGCAUAUAGAGCCGUGCUGAAAUCAGAACGUGAACGAAACCUUUGUGAAAUGGGACGUCAUAACAUCCUUCAAGGUACCUAUGCGUACGUACCUUUAAUCAGUUUCCAUUUUUACUCGUUUAUCCCAUUUCGACAAAACGAGUCAGACUCGUAUACACAGGUUCAAACUGUAUCUCCGCGCAAUUAAUCACACGUUCGGUCUAGACGGUUCGCAUAUUAAAUAUGUCGUAACGUAUUGGUCUCGCGUAAGAAUGGUCGAGGAAUAAAAUAGUUUUAAGCAAUGUUUUAUACUUUUGAGAACUAAAAACCCUCCUCCGUUUAUAACGUAGGAGACUAGGAGGAUUGUUAGAAUCUAAAUUUAGCUCUCUGUUUCCUCACUAAGCGAUGAGAUAGAGAGGAACUGAUAACCCUUAACAAGAAAAGAAUUAAAUAUAAAUUGAACGGAUCAUUUAAUGGUUUCGUACAUAUAUCAAGUUAUUUGCCAUUGAUAAGAUUCGUGGUGGCUAUCUCCUUUUCGUUCUUUUGCUUCGUAAGAAAUUUUUACUACUCUGCUAUAUCACGAGUUCGAUUUUAUCCAAUUAGUCGAACAUUAUUUUAUUUGCUAGGAAACUGUUACUCUAAAAGUUUAUUUGAAAGUAUAGUUUAUUAAUGUUUCUUGUUAAGAGUUAACAAAAACACGUAUAUAAAUUGUGCUGUGAAGAAAAUUCAACCAUACUGGAGAUGUAAUUCUGUUAUGUCCGAAAAUGAUGAUAGAAGCGUUUGCAUAUUCGAAUCGGCGAUCUGAUAUUCUAUGAUAUUUCGUAAUAAAAGAUUGUGAAACGUAGUCCGGUAAUUACUAUAAGUAGAAGAACAAAAAAAGAUGAAUGAACGCGUCUACGAUUUCGGCUGCUCGCAAUAUGCAUUUUGUAAUCGUUAAAUAAUAAUGGAUUAUGAUCGUUUGUACGCGUAAUAAUUAUGUUUAAGUGAAAUAUUAUAUUUUGUAAUCUUAUUUUUGUAAUGACCUGCGUCGUUCGUCCUACGUUUACAAAAUAAAAAGAUGUUAUAUUUGCAUAAA